AUGAUGAACGAGCCUCCGUCUCUGAUUACGUCGCUUCCCGAUGACGUCCUCCUUGACAUCUUAGCACGUGUACCAAGAUGCAACUAUCCAACGCUCUCCCUAGUUUCUAAGCACUUCAGAUCACUCGUUGUGUCACGUGAGAUAUACUCGAGAAGAUUUUUGUUGAGUUGCACAGAGAACUUUUUAUACGUUUUAGUCAAAGGGAUCCUUAGAGACCGUUUGUAUAUCCUUCACCAGAAAGCCAGCUUGGUCCAUAUCUCUUCCAUUUCGGAUAUGCCUGACUGUGAAAGCUUUGUGGGGGUGGGUUCGAGGAUAUAUAUGUUUGGUGGAAUCUUUUACACCUCGUCCAAAGCUUUUAGCAUUGAUUGUAGAUCUCACACGGUGCAACCCAUCCCCGACAUGCCUAUACCCAUGAGUUGUACAGUUGCUGACGUUAUGGACAGCAAAAUUUACGUGUUUGGCUACUGCAGUGUGAAGUCAAUGGUGAUGGUGGUGUUCGAUACAAGAACACAAAUGUGGGAGUCUGGAUUAAUAAAGCCAGAUAUUGUGGCAAUGUCGACGUGGGAGGUUGGUUGUAUGGUGGUGAUGGCUGAUAAGAUUUACAUUAACGAUAAUUGGAAAAGCUAUGUUUACGUGCCAAAGGAAAGUAAGUGGGAGACAGAUGAGAUGCUGGAUUCUAAGACCUGGGAUGAUAACCCAUGCGUCGUCGAUGACGUAUUGUACUACUACGAUUGUUUCCGGAACUGUUUAAGAGCGUAUGAUCCAAAGGACAAGUGCUGGGGGGUGGUGAGAGGUUUGGAAGAGUUGUUGCCUGAAAUAUGGUCAGACUCAGACACUGUGUGUUUCGGUCGGAACCUGGCUUUGUAUUUUUGUAAAACAGAAGAAGAACAUGAGAGUAGAACAAGUAAGAUUUGGUGCGCAGAGAUUUCACUGGAAAGACGCCAAGGAAUGAUUUGGGGUAAAGUUGAGUGGUGCGAUCAGUUGGCAUUGGAGAUAAGACAAGCCGUUACUACCUUCUCAUUCAUACCUCAAGAGUAUGAAGUCAAUGGUGAUGGUGGUGUUCAAUACGAAAACACAUAUGUGGGACAGUGGGAGCUUGGAUUAAUUAAGACAGACAUUUCGCUAGAGACAUGGGAGCUUGUUUCUAUGGUGGUGAUGGCUGAUAAGAUUUACAUUAGGUCUGAUCUGAAUAGCUUUUUCUACACGCCAACGGAAAGUAAAUGA
Messenger RNA from Eruca vesicaria subsp. sativa (arugula), 1224 nucleotides. The record is from the annotation of a GenBank genome assembly. NCBI's taxonomy places the organism in Eukaryota, Viridiplantae, Streptophyta, Magnoliopsida, Brassicales, Brassicaceae.